AUGAUGGCUUCCCUAGAAAUCAACCAACCCAUCGAACAGGCUGGCUUUCGACGCAACUUUUCCACUUUAGAUCACAUUCACGUCAUUAACCAAUUGGUAGAGAAAAGCCUUGAGUACAAUUUUCCGCUGUACAUAGCUUUCGUUGACUACUCGAAAGCGUUUGAUUCUGUGGAACAUAACAUGAUAUGGACGUCACUACAUCGACAAGGAGUUCAUCCAAAGAUAAUUCGUCUUCUUUCGAACAUCUACACAUCUGCUUCUGUAACAUUUGAAAUAUGUGGUAAUCAAGUUCCUAUCAACGCUAGACGAGGUGUUCGACAGGGAGACCCAAUCUCUCCUCCUCUUCACUGCCGUUUUGGAAACCGUCUUCCGUAG
Molecule: messenger RNA, 375 nt
Organism: Necator americanus (New World hookworm)
Lineage: Eukaryota; Metazoa; Nematoda; Chromadorea; Rhabditida; Ancylostomatidae
Exons: 1
Coding region: 1-375 (124 amino acids)
Source: RefSeq, a predicted model, not a curated record